Electrophorus electricus (electric eel) is the source of this 1702-nucleotide messenger RNA. RefSeq names its product glucocorticoid induced 1b (gene glcci1b). Lineage: Eukaryota; Metazoa; Chordata; Actinopteri; Gymnotiformes; Gymnotidae. Gene Ontology annotation, cellular component: cytoplasm. Gene Ontology annotation, biological process: podocyte development. The record is from RefSeq and is a predicted model, not a curated record.
GUCCCCGCGUUACGCUUGGACCAUCGGCUCGGGUUUUGCACGGUUGUAUCCAGUAUAGCUCGUCAGCAGCUGCAUAUUGCAUCGAGUGCGUUUUCACGGUGUUUGACUUUUGGGCUUGCUAACACACACCUGGUAGUGUUCACGCUUGUUUUGUGUUACUGUUCGCUUCUCGGUAACCAACCUGGAAAGAAAAUAAUGGAUACUAACUUUAUUCAACGUUUCAUGCGAACUUUUAUAGAGCACCCAACAUCCUGAAGAGACGAGAAAUAAUGAAUGAAACUAAUUGGUCCACUCGAACAGUAUAGUAACACUCCUAAAAAUACAGCUAAUUAGCUCUUAUUUGCACAGAUUGUGCCAUAGGCUCCUUGCGGUCCUUACUGAGACUUUUUAAGAUUUGCAGUUAAACAAACCAUCGACUUUUCCCUGUUCUUUUAGCAAAUUCAAAAGCCAACUUUUAUAAAUACACUUUGUCUUGGGAAACUGCGGGACUUACCGACAGUUCGUCAGUCAGUCAAUAAAGAAGUCAAGGCCAAAGACAGCAGGCCCUUCCCAGCUGGAUUCUCUGAUGGAUGUAAUAACAGGUUCAUACCUAUGUGGCCAGUGGCCCCGCGAGUUCCCUCGGACGCAGCACGCCUGCAUGACGGACAAGGCCACACAGACCCCUGGGGUUUGGACAGAUGAUUGGAGAGGACUGAAAAAACACAGGCGUUCGUCAUCCUGGUCAAGUGCUGAUCAUCGGAGAGAAAUUACCAAACUGUGUCUACAGGUACGGCAGAAUGUUGUGGGAAUUCAGCAUAAUAAGGAGAAAGAGAAGGAGGCAGUUUCCUCACUUAGCCAAGUUCAGACUAAACUGAACCCAGCAUCCAUAGCCAAUGGAUCCAUCGCGAAGCCAGCUAUGUGCAGACUGAGCAGCUGUAAUGACAGUAUUAACCAUGAACUGGAGAGUGUGUUUGUCACGGAUACCUGGGGAAAACAGCACGAGAGGGAGUUGCAGGAUGGACGGUGUGCACCAGUUCCCCCUCAUCCGAGCAGUGAUCCCCACAUGCUGUGCGCCGAUGCCCACCUUUGUUCCCACGGCAAACGCAGCCUCCACGCCUUCUCUGCCAGUGACCCGACGGACGACAAUGUAAAUGAGAGCAGCUCACCACUCCCCCUGCUGGUCAGCUCUCCCAAGCCCAACAACAGCUUCGUCUUCAAGCGUGUUCCUCCUGAGGGCUGCGAGAAGGUCACGGUGUUUGAGGAGAUUGUGUCACAUGGCUUCCCCAUCUUCUCCUGUCCUGACAGAAACCGGGUGAGCUUCGUCCCGACGGGCGCAGGACCAUUCUGUCCUGUAAGAACACCAGCCUCGCUCCCCACUCCCCUACAACUGCAGGUCCCAGAACGUUCCCACCACGGGGUCGUCCAGCCUGGCCAGGGGCCGAGGCAGCCCCCCACAGCCUCUAUUGCCGGUGCUGGCUCCAGCAGCGGAGCUGGCCGGAGGGAUCCCCCAGGCACCGAAGGUCCAGGCCACAGGCUCGGGUGCUGAGACACCCGAGGAAUGCCGCAGCUGCAGCUUGGAAAUAUUUGACAGGACUAUUGCCAAACCACUACAGGCCUCCUGCAGUUGCCAAUAUUGUACUUAAUACUACUGCCAUCUGUAAGCUGUAGUUACUGCAUGUCCAGCUUUCUAUUAAAAAGUGACAGUGUCAGAAUGAUAGACUUA